Messenger RNA from Acanthaster planci (crown-of-thorns starfish), 2312 nucleotides. It is a transcript of the gene lamtor4, whose product is annotated as late endosomal/lysosomal adaptor, MAPK and MTOR activator 4. The record is from RefSeq and is a predicted model, not a curated record. Gene Ontology annotation, cellular component: Ragulator complex; lysosome. Gene Ontology annotation, biological process: positive regulation of TOR signaling; cellular response to amino acid stimulus. Gene Ontology annotation, molecular function: guanyl-nucleotide exchange factor activity. NCBI's taxonomy places the organism in Eukaryota, Metazoa, Echinodermata, Asteroidea, Valvatida, Acanthasteridae.
AUUUCCCGGAUUUCCGAACGUGAGAAUUGCAUGUACCAAAGUCAUUUCGUCUACAUUAUCAACUUGUCCUUUCAGAAAAAAAAUAUUUUCACAAAGAUUGAGUAUCAUAUUUAGUCAGGAGUGAACUGCAAACAUUUGGAGAAGGAUUUCCACAGAGAUUGGCCACCAAUAGUUGGGCCAGCCCAACUGCAGCACACUACAAUUGAGAAUGUCCCAACUAGAGUUGGGACUGAUGCUGUACUUAAGGCGUAACACACGGUGUCACUAAAGAACAGCUCGGAAAUUUAGGUCAUGUUUGUGCCAGUUGAGGGGCUGCAUUAACUCCUUUUUUCAACUGAUUAACGAAAAUGAGUGGACCAGGACCACAUAAUCUUGACAGGGUGCCAGACCAAGAUGGCUACCUCAUCAUCAAUGGGGAUGGAGCAGUAAUGGCUUCUUCAGGUGAUUUGGAGAAUGAUGAGAGAUUAGCUGGAAUCCUGAUGAAUAUGGUUCGUCUAGCAAGCAGAAUCAAAAUUAAUCCAGACAAACCAGAGACUUUCAAGAGACUGUCAGUUAUAUUCGAUGACUUCAUGUACGUGGUGACCAUAUCUAGUAGCAAGGUUUAUGUCAGCAAACGACGUCACAAUCCAAGGGAGGCUGUAAUGGCUUAAUUAUUUUUAGUUUACUUUUGGUUCCUGAUUGUCAGAUGAUAUGUAGAUUUUCCAUUAUAAGUAUCCCCAUACGACAGUGACACCACACUUGGUCAAAUACUUGUACUUGUAUAUAUUUGCAUUUUAAUUAGCAGAAUUAGCUGCUUGGUAAGGUUGAGCUCAUUGGAAGUAUAAUACAGAUUGUUGGAUAAUAAAUACUGUUGAAACUAAUAGGUCAUUAAAUUGUAAAGCCAGAACCUUUUGUAGAGCCACAAUUUUGGCAUCAAUAUCGCAGCCAUACCUGAAUAUGUCUUCAUCUGAGGAGGACGAUAUUUCGAGCAGACUUUCAAAUGUGACUUUACGUGGUGAAAAUGGUACUUUCAAGUGCUCCAGGGCUCGCUGUGUUGUUUGCCAAGAUAACAUCAAGCCAUCAGCCUCCUUCACUAGCUCACAUACAAAAAUAACCUACCAAACAGAUAGUUACAUUGAUUGUGACUCUAAAGGUGUCGUGUAUCUCAUUACUUGUGGAAAUUGUGAUAAGCAGUAUGUUGGACAGACUGCAAGACCCCUCCGUCAACGGAUAUAUGAACACAGAAGUUCUGUCGGAAACCGCCAAUAAUCAUGAUAAUGCCAUUAGGAACCACUCCUGGUGCUGGUCUGUGGCUGAUAUGGAGGUACAGGGUAUAGAAAUGGUUAAUGUCUUUGACCUUCACCGCAGAGAGGCACACUGGAUAAAGGAUUUUGAAACCAAAGAACCCAAUGGCCUUAACAUACGACGGUGAAGAUUACAAUCAGGUUUUCCUCAUUGUCUUUUGCAAUAUAAAUCAUUGUACUGGUCAUUCCUCUUUGGGAUUAUCGCCAUUCUUUGGUCACCUUCUGGGUUUUCCUUUCCUUACUCCACUUUCUUUGCACUUUUACCUUCCCUUCAUAUCCUAGUUACCCUCUUGUUCUGCGGUACAGUAUCCCUCAACCUUGCAUCCCAAGCCCUCCCUCUUCUUUCGUAAAAAAUCCUAAUGCUGUGGCUAUGUAAAUAUACUUUUGAAAUGCAGUUUUAUUUAGUGGAAUUUUUACGUUACUACUAAGAAAAACGUCAUAAAGGAGAUACUUUACCUUACUCGUGCGAUACACAAAUAAGAACAGAAAAAGAAUCUGGUAUAUCACUAUAAAGAUGUGCAUUCUUUUAUUACAUCAAGUAUAAAUCUACAUGUAUAUACAGUGAAUCAAUUAAAAACAGGUUGAUGGCUAGUGUAUUUUGUGAAAAUAGUCUUUGCAGCCAGAAUUGACAUUGGUUAAGUUAAAAAGGUGUCCAAGCUUUGAUUUUAACAUCUCCCAGUGUGACCUAUCCAAAUUCACUCCUGCUGAUAGGAAACAAAUGCUUUUCAAGCUGUCCAGGUUUGACCUCCAUCCCAACCUUGUUUGUCAUUGUAAAGAUCAAAGUAGCAAGUGUUUUCAAGAUUGGAUCCAAACCCCUACAUAAGUUUCUAUUCACAUAUGAAUUUUAUCUAUACAGAUUUGGUCACAUUUGAGAAGAGACAAUUUAUUAAAGUACCAUGGCUGCUGUUAAUUUAUCAUAAUUGUACUAAUUGAACAAAGGCUUUAAGCAAGUUACAAAUAAAUAUCGAAUAUGUGAAACAAACUUAGAUCAGUUGUAAGAAUGUUCAAUAAAUUGAACAAAUCAUCCUA